Messenger RNA from Dermacentor albipictus, 728 nucleotides. RefSeq lists its product as uncharacterized. The record is from RefSeq and is a predicted model, not a curated record. Lineage: Eukaryota; Metazoa; Arthropoda; Arachnida; Ixodida; Ixodidae.
UUGCUCCUGGGUACUUAUUAAAUUUCUGUUUUGCAGAAACCGAGCAGGCAGACUUAUCUGUGCAGACAGCUCAUCUAUCCUCAGUGGAAGAACAAAGAGAGAGUGAAAAUGACACCUUAAGCGAAUCACAAGCCCCAGGCAGCCAGCAAGCUCAAUGUGCUGUGCAGUCAUUUCAGUCAGCACACCAGCCUAGGGCAUCAUUUCUGCAGCCACGUCGUGAAAGCCCAUUACAGUGGUCCAUCUCCAGUGCCCAAGGAGGCUGGCGGAGAGCACCAGCUUCACAGUCUCGUUCAGACUCACCACUUUGUAUGGCACCAAGCUCCCAAGGAAGCCUUCCAGGAAUACCAUUCCCAGAGUUGCAUUUAGACUCUCCACGAUGGAUUGCACAACAUUCACAAGAAAGUUGUCUAGGAGUACAAGUACCAGCCGUACAGACAUAUCCUGGAACUGGACAUGCAGAAUUCGCCACGCAGUCUUGUCACCUAGAACUGCCAUGGUGGCCUGCUUCUAGUUCUCAAGGUGAAGCACCCAGCCAUUCUCAGAGUGGUUUCUCCGUUCAAGAAGAACAAACUGACCAAAGUCUGUUGGCUUCAAUCAGGAAGGAGAGCUCAUGUAAGCACAUUUUGGUAAAUUUUAUUUUGCAUAUAGUUUGCUCAUCAACAAAGGUAUUACACAGGUAUUGCAGUUAAGGAAUUUAGUUAUAACAAUUGAUUUGGUAAAUGAGAAAU